AUUAUAUUUAGGGGUACUUAGACAAUUGUUCAAGAAGUUCCUUCUCCUCUUUCGGCAUCUCUCGGCGAAGGCAAUGAUUCUUCGCUUUGUGUAAACUACUUCGGCUUCACUUGCUUCAACUUCGCUUCUUUUGUGUCAAGUUGAGUUCUUUGUAGCAAAGGUAACGACCUUUCUUCCCUUUUGAACUUGUGUCAGAUUCGACUACUUCGCGAGAAGUAGAGUUUUGAAAGAUUUGUUCCAAUAAGAGCUCACAACAAAUGUAAUGAUCUUUCAACCUUUCGAGAGUUGCUUUGGCUUCGCUUGUGUCAUGUGAACUGUGAAGGACAGAUAUGCAAACACCGUGCAACUUAUCUGUGUGAGAGGUUAUCAAGACCCUUCCAAGUUGCAGGAUAGCGGUGGCAUAGACUCAAAGAAAUGGAUCCGGGGCGUUAUGUUCUACAACAAGGAUGGGAUACUAACAGCGCAUUGGAGGGAUAUGGUGCGGCGCAUGAGCCGGAUUUCAGGGCUGGUGGAUCUGGUGGUAGGAGGGUUCCUGUUGAAAGGUUUUCAAGGGAGUCAAUAUAUUCGCGGAAUGCAUAUUCAGGGGAGAUGCUUGAUCGAGAUAUUUAUCCAUCUGCGCCAGUUUCUGGCAUGUGGCCUCAAUCCCGAAGGAGAAAUUUUGAUGAUGAAGAUAGUCUCAACAAAGAUUCUAGAAGACCUACUGCAUCAUAUCAUGAGAUUGAUAACUUCCAUGACCCAAAGAAAUAUCAUGAAAUUGAUUCAUUUCAUGAAAUUGACAGGUUUCAUGAUAGGUAUCGCCCUAUGGAUAACUAUCAUGAUCCUGAUGGUUAUCGGGACUAUGCGUUUGAAAGGCAUGCUAGGUCAGGGACUAGAGACCGUGAUGAAAUUGGUGACCAUUAUGAUCUUAGGCACCGAGGAUCUUAUGGAAGUAGAGAAAAUAGCAGGGAAAGAGAUUAUGAUACGGGUCGGUAUGAAUAUGAGUCUGAUCAAGAUAGAGGAAGAAGGGAAAGUAGUUGGCGAAGGCAUGAUUCUCGCGAACAGGAUCGAGAAAAGCGGGGUUUGAGCUGGGAAAGAGGUCAAAGCCCAUAUGAUAGGCACUAUGACUCUCGUUCUCGUGGACGAGAUGAUCGGUCAAGAUCAAGAUCUCCUAGAGGGCGAAAUGGAGGUCGUAGUUAUAGAGAGGAUAUCUAUGAUGACAGACGGCAUGAUAGAAAUGAGAACCGAUGGGACUAUGAUCAUGAUGAGAAGCACUUUAAUAAUUCAUCUGUGUCUCCAUCAGCAACAGUUGUUGUAAAAGGAUUAUCUCAGAAGACAACCGAGGAAGACUUGUAUCAAAUGCUUGCUGAAUGGGGACCCCUUCGUCAUGUGCGCGUAAUAAAAGAGCGCAAUUCUGGUGUUUCCCGUGGCUUCGCUUUUAUCGACUUCCCCUCUGUGGAAGCUGCUUGUAGCAUGAUGGAUGGUAUUGGAGAGAAUGGUCUGGCUAUUGAUGGAAGAAGACUUUUUUUUGAAUACAGUAGUAAGCCAACUGGUGGGGCAGGAGUGCCUGUAUUACGCCAAGAAGGCUUUGCAAAAUCUGGUUAUGGAUAUGGCAGAUCUGCUCCUCCAUCUGAUUGGAUAUGCGCCAUUUGUGGUUGUGUAAAUUUUGCACGCCGGACAUCUUGUUUUCAGUGCAAUGAGCCUCGUACUGAUGAUGCUCAGCCAGCUGAUAUGGCACCUCCAGCAGUAUUAGGGAGAAAAGGAUCAGAUGCUGGCCCAACUCAUGUAUUAGUUGUCCGUGGAUUAGAUGAUAACGCUGAUGAAGAGAUGCUUCGCUAUGAGUUUUCUAAGCAUGCUCCCAUAAAGGAUCUGCGCCUUGUUCGGGACAAAUUUACCCAUGUCUCCAGAGGGUUUGCAUUUUUGCAUUUUCAUUCGGUGGAGGAUGCAACAAAAGCUCUAGAAGCAACUAAUGGAACAACUCUUGAAAAGAAUGGACAAAUAUUACGUGUAGCAUAUGCAAAAAGCAUACAUGGUCCUUCAUCCGGUGCUCCACAAUCUAGCAGUCUAGCCGCAGCUGCAAUUGAGGCGGCAACAUUUGCUCAACAGUAUGAUGCUGUUGGUUGGGCUCCUAAAGAAUACAAUCCUGAUGAUAAACAACCCACUGCUUUGUCGGAGCAAAAUGGAAGUACCGAAGCUCAAGUGGGUUCUUCGGCUCCCCAAGCUGGGUUUGUUUGGGAUGAAAAGUCUGGAUACUACUAUGAUGCGUCGUCUGGUUUUUAUUAUGAUGGAAAUACUGGCCUUUAUUACGAUGGUAAUAAUGGAAUUUGGUAUUCCUAUGAUCAUCAAAGUCAGCAGUAUGUUCCUUAUGCUAACCAAGGUGAUAAUAAGACUUCUGGAGAAUCAACAUCUGAAGGUGCAAAGGCAUCCAAUAGCACCAAUAUUAAGAAAGUUGUGAUAUCAGCUCCUGCAUCUACUAUUAAAUCAAACGAGAGUACCUCUUUGCCUGAUGCUGUGCAUGCUGCUGCUUCAGCUGCUCUUGCUGCAGAGAAGAAAGAGAAAGAAAAGCAAAAAGAAAUUAAACUGGCAUCUAAAAACAGUCUUCUUGCUAGCAAAAAGAAGAUGAAUAACGUUCUUGCUAUAUGGAAACAGAGAAAUAGUGAGGGACAAGCUGCUCGAGUUGUUCUUGAAGACAAUGAACAGCCUGGGCUAACAGAGGAUAAACAGAGUAGUUCUUACAGUGGCAAAAACAAGUUGAAAAUAAAUGCUACAUCUACAAAAGAGGCUUCCAGCAUCUCAAGUUUUUCUAUGGAUUCUCAGGUCAAGCCAAGGCCUGUUAAUAACAGUUCUGGUGGAACAAUAAUGGGUGUUAUCAGAGGUUCUGGGAGAGGUGUGAUAAGAGCAGACACAACAUUUUCAGGAUCCUCAGGUUUGGGUGCUGCUACUAUUUCUCCAACUUCCUCUACUGAGAGGAUUCCUUUGGGAAAUACUGAGGUCGCAUCAACUGUUACACCUUUCAAGACAGAUGCCUCUGCACUAAAUUCAAGCACACCCACACCCGUGGUAGCAGGGAGUGGCAAAAGAAGAUUUUCGGAGACUCCUAUGCAAGCUAAUCUUCCUCAAACAGCUUACAGAGACCGGGCAGCUGAGAGGAGAAGCCGAUAUGGAUCAUCUUUUGUUGAUGAUUUAUCUGAUGACCUUGGGGAUUCGAAUUGUGAACAUCCAUCUCGGAAAGGCCGUUUGUCGGACAUGGGAGCAAUGCCUUUCCCCCCAGGAGUGGGUGGAGGGCGGCCUGCUGAUCUACCAAGCUAUGAAGUUAUUACUGCUGAUCGCAGCAUUGAUGAGAACAAUGUUGGAAAUCGGAUGCUCCGCAGUAUGGGCUGGCAGGAAGGAUUGAUUUUGCUGAACCAUGGAAGGAAUGUUGUGCUGGACGCCCAAUAGGCGACUUCACGGUACGCCAUGGAUUUUUAUUCAAGUUGAAUUGUCUUUGUAUUCUAGCAAUCUUGGCGUCAACAACUCAUUAAAGAAAUUCAUAGUGGAGGGCUCGCAGCUCAUGUUGACAUAGACAAAACCUUGCAGCAACAACAACAUCAAUUUUUUCUGGCCUUAUAUGCAACGGGAUGUGGCUCAAUUGGUGGAACUUUGUUCCGUAUGCCAAAUGUAUAGAGGGAGGUGCUCAAAGCAUCAGUUUGUAUAUAUGCCUUUGGCAGUUCCGGACUCUAUUUAGGAGUAUCUAAGUCUCGACUUUGUUAUGAGGUUACCGCGAACUAAACAUGGUGUUGAUUCUAUUAUGGUUGUGCUGGACAAGUUCUCUAAAAUAGCACACUUCAUCCCUUGCAAAAAGACCUUUGAUGCACUAAAUGUUGCUCGCCUCUUUUUCCAAGAAAUUGUUUGAUUGCUUGGUUUGCCUUUUAGCCUCACAUUUGAUCGUGAUGUUAAGUUCAUUAGCCAUUUUUGAAGAGAAUUGUGAAAAUGUUUGAAAUUGAUUUAAAACUAAGUUUUGCAUAUCACCCUCAAUCGGAUGGACAAACUGAAGUCGUGAACCGUACCCUUGGGAGCAUGCUUCUUUGUCUUGUUCAACAACAUCCAAAUCAAUGGGAAGAACUACUUAGUCAAGCUGAAUUUGCAUUCAACUCAAUGCCCAACAGAUCGACGGGUCAAUGUACAUUUAGUAUGAUUUAUACUAAAAUGCCCAACCAUUUACUUGAUAUUGCAGUUUUGCCUAAGUGCCACUGCACUUCUGCAACUAAAUUUGUGGAUGGAUUUACAACUAUAUGCUUAAAGAGGUUCAAACUAAGCUACAAACUGCCAAUGAAAAAUACAAACAGCAAAUUGAUAGUCAUCCAAGGUUCAAAGUAUUCCAACCCGGAGAUCUUGUCAUGAUAUGGAUAUGCAAGGAAAGGUUUCCGGCAGCACAUACUCCAAGUUAAGCCCAAGGAAACUUGAUCUGCUCCAUGUUAAACAUAAAAUUAUGUUAUUGAUCUCCCCGCCGAUGUCCAUACUUCAUCAACCUUCAAUAUUAGAGAUAUAUCUAAUUAUUAUCCUCCAGUUGAUUCCAGCACUGCCACCACUUCGACAGAGGCGAACUCUUCAAGAGAGGGAGAGAGCUGAUGUGGAAACCUUAUGCUAUACACCCUAGGGACACCACACCUUUUGCUUGCUGCUCCACUACUCUGUUAUAGUUGUAUUCUCUUUAUAGUUACAAUAGUACAUUUCCCUUUGUUUUGCUUGUGUAGAUUGAUAUAGUAUUGAUAUAUACUAGCUUAAAAGGCAUGCAGGACACAUGGGAACUUUUUACACUGAAAUAUACCCAGCGGUUUUUAUCUCCCUGAAUUACUAUUCUGCUAAUUUUCUUCCUUGUCAUUGUUACAUCAAUUAGCUAUCUUUUAUAUUGUUGCUUUUGAACUUCUAAUUUACCACAGAAAUUGAUUACUUAAAUAAAUCAUUGGGAAAAUAUGGAAAAUUGAUUAUCUCAGUUUCGCAAUAAUGUAGAUCAAGAUUAACUCUUGACUUCGAUUUUGGAGGGUCGAUGCUCAAAAUAUUAUUAUAAAGAGAAAUGCAAGUUUCCAGAUAAGUAGAGAUGCAACGAGGAUUAAUAAUACCUGCAAAUCACAUUGCAUUAUUCAGCAUUCAUAAAAAGCAUGCAAAAUCAUGGUACAAGUAAAAAAAGAUCGGUUAGUCUAAACAUGUUUCUAUCUUGCUGGUUUUCUCUUCUCUGCAAUCUCUCGUGAUAUUAUGAACUCUGUUUUCUAGAAGUGAUGCUUUUUUUACGUAUCAAUUGAUUUAUUCUCAUGGGAUUUCGAGAAUGCAUGGGCAUUAGGGUUGAUUGGUUUCUUGUUUAAGGGAAGGGAAUGAUUGGAUUGGGGUAUUGGGUGGCAUUUUAGAGGAUAGACUUGCAAAUGUGAACCUAGUUGAAAGAGGGACAGGGUACCCCGCCUAUAUAGGCCAACUUCAAAAGCCCACUGUGGCUCGGCGGUUGUGAAACAGAAUCCUGACACUUUUUAUUUAAUGUGGAUGACCAAACAUCUUAACUGGUUUCGGCUUCGUUUGGGACGGCUUUCUUACUGCUUCUUAAAACAGUUUUGUGUUACAAAAAUUAAAAUUUUUGUAUUAAUAAGCUGCUUUAAAAAGCAGUAAAAAGCUGUCCCAAACAAAACCUUCAUCUAUGAUGUCCAGUAGAUGAGUUAAUGCUGAUUCUGAUGCUUUAUUUAAAUGGUCCAGGAUACUAACAUUUAUUUUUCUUAUUUAGUGAACUAUUCUUCUUGUUUGGUUUUUAAAUGAAAACAUCUAGGGACUCGGAAAAGAUGGUAGUGGUAUCAAAGAGCCUGUUCAGGCCAGAGCUGUUGACGAUAGAGCUGGAUUGGGGAGCCAGCAGAGGAAAGUUGUGGAUAAUGCCUUGGAGGCUCAGCCUGGGGACAGCUACAAGACCAUUAUU
Dendrobium catenatum is the source of this 5908-nucleotide messenger RNA. Its product is annotated as SUPPRESSOR OF ABI3-5. Gene Ontology annotation, molecular function: RNA binding. Bases 415 to 3414 code for a protein of 999 amino acids. Gene Ontology annotation, cellular component: nucleus. NCBI's taxonomy places the organism in Eukaryota, Viridiplantae, Streptophyta, Magnoliopsida, Asparagales, Orchidaceae. The record is from RefSeq and is a predicted model, not a curated record. Gene Ontology annotation, biological process: mRNA splicing, via spliceosome. The transcript is spliced from 16 exons.